UCACUCACUGCACCACACGCGCCCUUCUCUCUCCCCCACUCUCUUCGCCCUUCUAUCUCGGUUUGUCCUUCUAAGCCAUGGAUCGCAAGGCCCUUCUCACGGCCACAUUGAUCUGCAUUGUCUUCGCCGGCGUCGGCGGCCAGUCUCCGGCAGCUUCUCCUACUACCUCUCCCGCAACUCCGACCGCAUCACCCGCCAAAUCUCCCGAGAAGCCCAAGUCUCCAGCUCCCGCCACUUCUCCCGCUUCUCACUCUUCCGUUUCUACUCCCGCAGCGGCUCCGGCGAAGUCAUCGACCGAGACACCGGUAGAAGCUCCCAAACCUCCGGCGCCUGUCAGCUCUCCCCCGGCUUCUGCCCCCGUGAUCUCCCCUCCGGCUCCCGAGAGCUCUCCGCCAGCUCCGGCGCCCAAGGCGAAGGCGCCUCCGGCUCCGGUGGUGGCUCCUAGCGCCGAGGUUCCGCCUCCGGAGUUGGCUCCCAGCGCCGAUGUUCCGCCUCCGGUGGUGGCUCCGAGUGCGGAGGUUCCGGCUCCGGCUCCGAGCAAGCAGAAGAAGAAGACUAAGAAGGGGAAGAAGCACGAGAGCUCGCCUGCUCCGGCGCCGGAGCUUCUCGGACCACCAGCGCCUCCGAUGGAGGCUCCAGGACCUAGCCUGGACGCAUCCUCUCCUGGUCCGUCUACCGCCGCCGACGAUCAGAGCGGAGCAGGGAGCAGAAGGGUGCUGCGGAGCGUGAUGGGCGCGGCGGCAGCCACGUGGGCCGUCAUUUCUUUGGCCUUCUAAGCCAAUUAUUGUUAUUGUUAUUAAUUUACAUUUGAAUCGCUGUUUGGUACGAGUGUUAUUACAAUUUCAUUGAUUUCUUAUUGUACCAUUUUUGUAUGAAAAAUAAUAUAUGGUUGAGUAGAUGGGAUGGACACACAAUACACAUUGCCUUUGUCUUUCA
Messenger RNA from Tarenaya hassleriana, 936 nucleotides. RefSeq names its product lysine-rich arabinogalactan protein 18. The record is from RefSeq and is a predicted model, not a curated record. The coding region runs from base 78 to 776 and encodes 232 amino acids. The transcript has 2 exons. Lineage: Eukaryota; Viridiplantae; Streptophyta; Magnoliopsida; Brassicales; Cleomaceae. Gene Ontology annotation, cellular component: plasma membrane.